CGUGUUAAAUAACAGUGGCUUUUAAGGGAGAAGAAAUAAUAUAAUACAAUAUCUUAUGUUAAGAGUAUUCUAAUGCCUUAACGUAAAAGGCAGGCAUCAGAUGCCCCAAGAAUUAUCCCAAACUUGCUUCUUCCCCUUUCUUACAAACCAUCUUUUUCUUCAUCAAUAGAUCAACGGGUUCUGUUCUUCAUCAUUUGCCAAACGCAUAAGCCAUUAAAAAAAAAAAAAAGGCGAGAUUUUUUUCCGGUAAGAGAUGGCGAGGAAAGAUCGUAGAUUGUUUCGAACCCUCGACAUUUGCAGACAGCUAUACGAUUUCUUGGUGAAACUUAUAGCAAAACAAGCCCUGAAAACGGUGUCGCUGGGCCAUCAAGUGCCACGUGGAGAGGUCGGACUAGCCAUUGGUCCUAAAGGUGGACCGUCUCGUGAUGAUCUAAGCUCUGAUACCAAAUGUAACGAAUCACAAAUAAUAGAAAAUGGAAGAAAAUUAGGGUCGGGCGGGUUGGAAGGAAAAGAUCUAAGGAAGAACGUGAGCAUAAAGGACGAAGUCGAGAACAUACCGAUAAGUAAGAGGAGAAUCAAGAGGAAGAACUCGACCGAGAGGUUCAGCUCGUUUGAGCACGAGGAUAUGUCUCCGAAGCCUUUGAGACCAAUUCUGAAGCAGGAUUCCGAUCUUAAGUAAGAUUGUAUGUGCGUCAAUAUGAUCGAACUAAUUUUAUAUGCAAUUAAGAAAAACGUUACGUACACAUCAUGUUUUCGAAUUGAUUGGAAGUUAAUCGAUUGAAUAUUUCUUUUUAUAAGAAAUCGGUUGAAUAUUGUAUACAAUUGGUUGAU
Messenger RNA from Tarenaya hassleriana, 831 nucleotides. RefSeq lists its product as uncharacterized. The record is from RefSeq and is a predicted model, not a curated record. The transcript has a single exon. Bases 254 to 679 code for a protein of 141 amino acids. NCBI's taxonomy places the organism in Eukaryota, Viridiplantae, Streptophyta, Magnoliopsida, Brassicales, Cleomaceae.